GAGUGGAUGGUGUCAGAACGUCCGACCUAAAACUUUAAAGCGAAGUAGAAGAAGAAGAUAUUUACUACAUGGAUGUUAUAUAAUCUAUUUGUGGACUGCUAUUAUUGUGAGAAUGAAACUCAGUUUAUAAUUUAAUAUAUUGAGGGUAGAAGAAAUUUUCUAUUCAGGGUUGCCUAAUGGACGUUCGGGCAAAUUUUUCGGACUUCGAACAAAUUGACGUAUGGCAGCGAAUAAAAAUAUGAGUGCGAAAAAAGUAAAGAAAAGGUUCAGUAGAAGAAUGAACAGUAAUUAAGGUGUAUCAGAAAGGUGAAAAUCAACCACAGGAACAUUAGAUUUAAUCAACCCAUUCUGGAAAUUCUUCAGGACAUAAGGAUAUGUAAUUGUUGUGCACAAUUUGUGCUGUGGGAUGCAAAAGUGCAAACUUUAAUAAUGGAGUGAUCUUUGAUUUGCGAGAUUGUGAGUGAAGUGACUCGUUCUUUUUGUUUAACAUCCGCCUCUUGGCAGUUCCAAAUUAUGCAGAGAUUCUCAUCCGAAUGCACUUCCGUAAAUCUAUUUGAAAUAUUUAACGUGAUCGAGAGUUAACAAAUUGACUAACAAGGUGAAUCUUCUUAAAUGAAAGAGAAUAGUCAAAAAUGAUCACCCGGCGAAAUUGGUUGUUGCGCUGCAGUAUUCUCAUCAAUAUCGCUGUAUUGCUGUAUAUUUGCAGUCAGUUGAUCAUCGAUAGUGGAAAUGUUCCUAUUGCACCUUCAUACAUUGUGCAAUUCAAUCCGGAUAAACAGAAUCUCCACACUGAGUCUUCAAGUGGGAAUAAACUCUCUAAUCAAGUUGAAAAUGGCUUGAGAGAAAACCUCAAGAAAGAUGAUGUUCCCCAAGUUGAGGAAGAACAGCAGCAACUGCAGCACAUGAAAGAGAUUGUUGACAAUAAUGGAGAAGAUAGUCGUUUUGAAGUGCCAACAGAGGCGAAUAAUCAUGGUAAUAAGAUUCUGAAUGAGAUGGUCUAUCAGGACAUUAAUUUAGGUAGUACAAAUACAACAUAUUCAGAAAGUCUUCUCAAUGAUAAGGAUUUGGAAAACCGACUGAGAUCAUUGAUCAAAUGCCACGAUAGGGAUUAUAAAGCAAAGACAGAACAGAGAGGUGAUUUUUGGGUGUUGAAAAAUUAUAUUCGAGCAGAACAUGGUGAAAUUCGUUGUUAUGAGAGCAUUACAUAUACAACACAUGCUGAUUAUACUUUUCUGGACAAUUUGAUACCUUUGCUCGAAAGAUGGAUGGCACCAAUAAGUAUUGCACUUCAUGCGCCAGGUUUCGAUUUUCCUGUCACCAUUAAUGCUAUAAAAUAUUUGAGAGAUUGUCCAUCUGAGGCCCAUUUAGUACGACAAUUUGUAACUUUUCACAUUUACUUCAGCAGUAAACAUAUUCCAAAAAGUGUUCCGAAGUACGAUAAAGUUUUCGAAACAUCAUAUAAUUGUUCAAAUCCACCACCAUUUGCAAACAUAUCUUAUGCUCAAUUAUAUAAAACACAGAAAAAACUUCUCUACCCUGUGAAUGUUGGGCGAAAUAUUGCCCGAGAUGCAGCUCUCACUCACUAUUUUUUUGCAAGUGACAUUGAAUUGUAUCCAAAUCCUGGUUUAGUGAGAAAAUUUCUCGAAAUGGUGGCAAGAAAUGAUGCUACAAUACAAAGGCCAAAACCCAAGGUAUAUCCUCUGGCAAUUUUUGAAGUAGACAGCUCUGUGAAUGUACCACAUGACAAAACGGAACUGCAGGAACAAUUUCGCAAAGGGAAAAUUAUUCCAUUUCACAAGAAACUCUGUCCAAGUUGUCAUGGUGUACCAAAGUCAAAAGAGUGGAUGGCAGCCAAUGAGACAGAGGAAUUGGGUGUUUUUCAUAUAGGAAAACGUGUUGGAUAUUAUCUACACUGGGAACCCAUUUAUAUUGGCACGCAUGAUGAUCCUCACUAUGAUGAAAGAUUGAGUUGGGAAGGCAAAAGUGAUAAAAUGACACAGGGAUAUGCACUUUGUGCUUUGGACUAUGAGUUUCAUAUUCUGGAUAAUGCUUUCUUGGUGCACAAACCAGGCAUUAAAACACUAAAGAGAGAUCCUAAGCGAGCAAUGCUAGCUGCUAAGACAAAUCAACUCAUCCGUAAAAUCAUAUAUCCGGAACUUCAGGUGAUGUAUGGUGUGAGAAAGGGUUGUGCUAUAUAGUAGUUGAGAGUUACAUCUGAGCAUCAAGAAAAAAAUUGCAGAAAAAGUGCUCAGUUAAUAGAAUGGAAGAAAUGGUUUUGCUUAUAAUCGUAAAGGAAAAUCACUUCAUUAAUUAAAAUAAUAAGAAAAAAAAUGAAGGGCUAAUGAGUUGCAUUUAGUUUAGAAAGAAAAAUGAGAGAAAUUGAUAAAUAUGACUCAGCAUGGUCAAAAUGAAAAUUGCCAGAAUUUUAAACACCUUUCGGAGAUGAUGUUUUAAACAAAAGUAUCCUUGUAUAUACUAAAAGUAAGCCCACUUGUAUGCUUUUAUCUUUUAUCUCAAUUCUUACAUAUUUAUAAUCCAUAUUACUAUAUAUUUUAUACAAUUUGAUGAAAAAGAUAUUGAUAUUGUAAAAAAAAGUAUGAUAAAAUAUUUAGGCACAAUGAAACAAACAAACUAAGCGUAACAAGUAAAAUUACAACAAUUCUUAAAAUAAAUAGAAAAAAAAGAAUAAAAAGAAAUCUAACUGUGGAAAAACGAUUUUGCUGUGAAUAAUAAGUAACCCUUUUAGAUAUGAACAAAAAUCAAGACAAAAUAGUUGUGAAGAAUAAAAGACAUUGGUUUACAUUAAAAGUCCAGUUUACAUUAAACAAUCUUUACUCCGUCUUUAAGUCAGAGCAAUAAUAAAAAUAGUAUAGAUGAUUCUUGGAAAUGAUGAUUAGAUCACUAUUAACUUUUCAGCCUCGUUUGAAGCUCUUCCAAUUUCAAAUACAAUUUUCCAUGCAAGUGGAAUUUAAAUUUAGUUUUAAAAUUUUAGGCUUUUUUACCAAUGCAAAUUCCACAUAUUCUUCACCACUGUGUCAUUUUAACAGUAAAAAAUAUUUUUUAAUUAUUUGUGAUUCUUUAACUUAUGUGUUAGAUAAUUCUAAUCUAUGUUACAGCAUAGAGAAAACUUUCCAAAACUCUGCUAUAGUGUACAUUAGUAGGCUUUUUCAAAUUUUAUGUUUUUUUUUUCCACUAGUAGGUAAAUUUCCGAACAAUUAAUAUUUGUUGGAUAUUUUAUAACAUCAGAAAUGUGUUAAUAUUCUAAUUCUUUUACAGCUGAAUAAGUCUUUUUUUUUGUUGGUUUCAGUUUCAGUGAAAAGUCAAAUAUAAAAGUAAAAUGAGAAUACAGAGUUACUCUAGAAGUCAUUUUAAGCAUUUUUUAUUAUGAAGAUGCCUUUGAAAUAAUUCCUAUGACGUUUCGGAGGCAUUUUAUGGAUUAUUUUAAAUCUGGAGUUUAUUUCCGAAGAACAAUUGGAUGAAAAUUUUGAUUUUCUUAAACUGUUAGAACGACUGUUGUAUAGCCUUAAGUUUAGGAACUCUGUAUCCUUUAGACAUGAAAUGAACUUCAAAGUUACCUUCAAAUUGAAUUGACUGUAAUGUGGUGAACACACUUACAACUUAUGUCGAGAUGAUUUUUAAUUUAAUUAUUAUCAAAAUAAGGAUUAGAUUGCAUUUCCACCACUUCCUGACUAAGUCGUUUCUCGGCUUAAGCCGAUUUAUUAUGAUAAUCAAUAAGUAAUUUUUAUUAGAAAAUCAAUUGUAUUACUCCUAAGGUAUUUUAGGCAAUCUUUAAAGUGAUUCAAUCAGUUCAAUUGAUCGUUUGAGAACCUGUAAACUGUAAAUGAUGCGAAAGUGCACUCAAGGUAUAGCAUCUAAGUCAGUUACGAGUUCAAGCACAUCGCAAAACCUGGGACACUUUGCCACCCUUUUUAUAUAACUAUAAUGUCAUAGACAUACUUACGACUUAAGCCGUGAGACGUCUUAACGUAAUUAUAAUAAAAAAUAAUGAUCAGAUUACAUUUCUAUCAGUCUCUGAUUGAUUCGUCUCUUGGCACAAGCCGAGAAACGGCAGUUAGUGGGAAACUGUUGAGAAGUCAAAUCAUUUUUUUGAACGAAAUUUGAACGCUUAUUCUUAUCGAAAAACGUAGAAUAGUAAAAAAAACGCCAUAUUAUUUGCAUUAUAUUAUUACAUUAAAUAAAUUUCAUCAAUUUGACAAAAGUGUCAAUAGGGGUUCCCUAUCGAAGAGGUUUUCAUUCGACCCUAUUCUCACCAAACUUUCAUUUGAAAAAACUCAAACUUUAAUUAUAUCGAAAUAAAAAAGAAAAGUUAUAUAUUCUCUUGUAAUUUAUUAUAUUUCAAUUAAUUUUAAAACAUACAUAUCACAAAUAAAGAUUUGCACUAAAAAUCCAUUUGGUGCAAGGGUCACAAGAGAUUGUAUUAUAUAAUGAAUGCUUUGGCAGGUGGAUUAGUAAGAGUUUUCGAUUUUUAUUUUUUAGAAGAACUACACUGAAUUUACUAGACCGAAUGCUAGAUGAUAGUGAUGCUAAAGCCAUCAACCCAGACCCCAUUGUAUAGUACUAUUUUACAUGACGGAAUCUCAGUCCUGUGAUAAAGUUCACUUGAAAAAUCUUUAAAAAAAAAUACUUCUAAAGAAUAGAUGAAAAAAAGAAAAUGUUCUCAGUCUCUCUGUUAUACAUUUUUUUCUCAAUCCAAUAAUUCGUGAAGGCUAGGAAGCAUGAUUCUCUAUGCUGUAACAAUGCACCUACUAUUAUCUUUUAAUAUUAAUUGUAAUAAUUCUCAGAGGAACAUGAAUCUUGAAAGAUAAAACUUUAGCUAUAUAAACUAUAAUGCCUUAGUAUUAUUUGAAGUAGUAUUUUUUUCUAGUGUCAUAAAAUUUUUAUUCCUUAAAUAUAUUUUAAUCUUUUUGCUGCAUUGACCAGAAGAAAAAAAACCACAAAUUUUGAAUAAUUUUCAGCACAUUCAGAGAAACUAUCUAUUAUUAUCAUAAUGGAAUUUCCGUUAACUUUUCUAUUCUAAUGCAAAGAAAAGUUAGUUCAGAAAUGCUAUGGAGAACUUCAUUUUAUUUUACCCUUCCGAAAUCGGGAACAAGAGAUUAAUAAAAUCAAUGAUCAAAAAUGACGAUAGAACAAGAGAAACAUAUUCGAAAAUGGUGUAUCAAGUGCCUUAGAAUAAAAAUUUAUUUAAUAAAGAAUUUGUCACAAUUUUUGUAUAUUCAUGGUGUAUAAAAAAAGAGUAAAAAUAUCUUUCGAUUGCUACAAAAAAAUGUAAGAAGUAAAAAAAAAACAAAAAUUAAGUUGCGAUUUAGAUGAAUCGAAAAAUCACUCAGAAUGUGAAUGUGUUUCCUUUUCUUAUGAGAAUGUAAGAAGAAAAAUUCUAAAAGGAAUAUAAAUGUGUAACAUUUAUGACAUAUAAUAUAUAUGAUAGAAGGAAGAAUAUAAAUGAUGAAUGUA
Phlebotomus papatasi is the source of this 5472-nucleotide messenger RNA. RefSeq names its product beta-1,4-glucuronyltransferase 1. Lineage: Eukaryota; Metazoa; Arthropoda; Insecta; Diptera; Psychodidae. The transcript is spliced from 7 exons. The record is from RefSeq and is a predicted model, not a curated record. Bases 633 to 2198 code for a protein of 521 amino acids.